AUGGUAGCCAUGUCUGACCAGGACGACGACCGCUUGACUGUUCCCAAGUUCUCAUCCAUCACAUCGAGCAAGCCCGAGGCUACCACGUCAGACAAGUCUCUAACCAGACAUGGAGCAUCUACUGUGCCCAAAUUCUCGUCUUUCAAAUUGGCAGAGAAGAGCGCUAGGGAUGCCGCGCACUCCACUGACCGUCGCCACAAGCACGAUGAUGAACGUCGGAGGCACCACAAAGAUGAGCGCCGUGAGCAUCACGACGAGGAACGCAAGAAAAGAAGCCACCGCCAUCCGGAAAGAGAUAGGGACCAUGGAGAUGCCAAGCGACGUCGUCAUGAGCGCCCUGCUGCGGAUGUACAGGCAGGCCAGGGUUGGCUCAGUUCUCAAAGAUCCAGGGGCCCGGAAGAGCGGCACCACGCCAGCUUACCUGCGUCUGACUCGCAUGGCUCAUCAAACACGCCGCACAAGCCAUCCAGCACAUCUUCCCAGACUUUCUUUUUUGAUACGAAAGGCGACCCAUUGAUCCGGAAAUAUGGUGGCAUAGAGAGAGCCAAGAUACCAGAUUACAGGCGAUGGGGCGCAGGCAAGGUCCUUGGUACGGCUGGCCGACUGGUCAUUCACCGUGAAGGAGCUCGAGAUCUCUUCAGCCUACGCAUGCCGGGCGAUGGCUUCUCGAGCGAGAGGGAGGGACUGAGGUCCAAGAGGCUUCGGCUUCAGCCGCCAGUGACCUUGAGAGCCAGAAAGCGGACAGCUAAUGCAGAGACUGAAGAGGGUUUCCUGCCGGUCGGUGGCUACAUUCCACCUCGCAAGCAUGUUCAAGAUGUAGACUCGGAAGGGGAGGAACAAGUGAACUAUCGAUCGAUCGAAGGCAAGGCAAAGACGAAGCCCUUGGCCGACAGUGAAGCGAGCGAGGAGUCUGAGCUCGAGGACGAAGAGGAGGCGCCACCCUUGGAUCGGACCGAACCCUUGAAAUUGCGAUCUAUAGAGCUGAGACGACAGGUCAAGGAGCAUCCUGACAAUAUUAGUGCGUGGAUUGAGCUGGUUAAUCACCAAGACGUACUACUGCGCGCUGGACAGGUCUUCAGCCACGAGGGAUCAAGAGACGAGGCUCACAGCUACACGGAGAUCAAGGUCUCUAUGCUCGAAUCGGCCCUUGGGAACACCAGCACUGCACGCGACCGAGCUCGGAUCCUCAAUAUGCUGAUGCGCGAGGGUGUCAAAGUUUGGCCUCCAAAGACUGCUGCGAAGAAGUGGUCCGAAGUACAGCACGAGGAAGAGCAUGAUCUGCUUCUAUGGAAGGCACACGUCGAGUUUGAAAUGUCCAACAUUGCAACUUUUCAUUUCGACAGGAUAAGGGACAUGUUGACAACAAGGCUUCACCAGGCCGCGAAUCGAUCCGAGCCUGGGCUUGCUAGGCGCAACAACUAUAUUGAGGCAAUCUACGUCUUCCUCAUACUGACCCGGUUCAUCUUUGACGCUGGGUUCAGAGAAUUGGCUGUCGCAGCCUGGCAAGGGCUGAUGGAAAUGACAUGCUUCCGGCCGAGCCAUGCCGCGAAUCUAGACGAGGCUCGAGCAGCAUUUCAGGACUUCUGGGAUAGCGAAGUCGCCCGCUUUGGCGAGCCGGAUUCAGAAGGCUGGAAGAACUAUGCUGCAGGCAAAGGCGAUUUAGAACCUCCUGAACCAGCGCAAGCCCAAGACGAGAGCAAGCCAGUGAAAUUGGGGGAUGUCUACAAACGCUGGGCUAUGUUGGAGCGCUCGCAGGCGGCGAAAGCGCGUAUGCCAGCCCGAACCUUGGACGAAGACACAGGAGACGACCCGUUCAGGGUUAUCAUGUUUUCCGACAUCCAGCCUGUUCUCUUCUUCAUACCGUCAACUGUCCUGCCGCAGGUGCGAACCUACUUGCUAGAUGCUUUUCUGAUAUUCUGCGGCCUGCCCCCAGCGUUGUCCUCGAACGAGUGGCCGCAGGACCCUUGGCAAGACGCUUUCCUCUCCGGGGCCAGGGCUGCGUUGGGAGUCAAAAGCAGCUGGGAGACAGAGGAAAAUGACGGUAUGAACGAGGGUACGCGGAAGUCACCCAAUUUCGGAACUGCAAACCUAUGUGCGGUUCCCUCUGCAGAUUUACUAACCAGCAAUGAGACCUGGUACAGCUUUCUUCGCUCGGUAGCGAGCUCGGCAACACUGAACACCGAUUGGAGCCAGAGAGGUACGAUGCAGGCUAUUCAGGGGCUCGGGCUCGGUGCCUCAGCGCCGUACGUACUCGCCUUGGGUGCUGCAAAUCCCGAGACAAACUUGAAAAAACUGGCCAAGGGGAUGCUGAAGCAAUACCCUACCGAUGCAGCGUUGUACAACCUGUAUGCGGUCAUCGAGCAAGCUCAAGGCAACAAUGACACGGCUGUCAAGGUACUUAGCUCAGCUGCAGCCAUGUUCAAGGACAUGUACAAGCCUCGUAGCUUGUUGCUCUGGAGAACGUGGGCCUGGAUCGAGCUGGAAGCUGGCAACAAGAUGCUGGCCAUUAAGCGACUGUGCUCUUUUGCAGAUGAGAAUUUGCGCCAGGCUCCGGAUGCCCCGUUUAGCGCAUCUGGUUCCGACCUUCUGAAGGCUCGACAAGCUAUAGCAUCGAUUGAACUUGGUUCGGACGCCGUGAGCGUUGAGCUGGCGCAAACGCAAGCCGAAGGCCUGGCAUUAUUGGCCUACCUUACAGCAGAUGGCUGUACAGAGCCCACGUCUCUGGCCCAGGGCAACAUCUCGGCUGCCAUGGCUAGCGUGGACGAGGCGACAAGAGAUUUUCGUCUCCGAGGGGCAGUGACUCAGGCUGCGCACGAGGCGACUUUGCAAUUCGCAGCCAAGCUACUCUAUCUCCAUGCCCGCAAGGGACCUUUCCGGCGGGCAUUCAUACGCGAGCAGCUCAUCAAGUUCUUGGACCUUUGUCCUCGCAACACCGUCUUGCUCUCACUCUUGGAAUGGUGCGACUCCAGCCUCCGGGUGAUUGACGACACGCGUACGUUGCUACACGACAAGAUCCUGAUCCCGCCGCAUGAUUGCCACAACAGCCGUGUGUUUGCCAUUGAGCACGAGCAGAACCGUGGCAACGUGAACACCACGUGCAGCGCAUUCGAGCAGGCCGUGUCCAGCGACGCCGCCAAGUCGAGCGUGCAGUUGUGGGUAUCGUACAUUCGCUUCUGCCACUCCCAGAAGGAGCUACGCGCGAAGGCAAGGGACACUUUUUAUAGAGCGCUGCGGGACUGCCCGUGGUCCAAGGAUGUCAUGAUGGAGGCAUUCGGGACGCUGGUGCAGGACAUGGACAGCCACGAGCUGCGCAGCGUGUAUAAUACAAUGAUGGAGAAGGGGCUACGUGUUCAUGUGGACUUGGAAGAGUUCCAGGGUCGCCACGACGUCCCCAAGGAGCGGAAGCGCUGA
Emericellopsis cladophorae is the source of this 3411-nucleotide messenger RNA. RefSeq lists its product as uncharacterized. The record is from RefSeq and is a predicted model, not a curated record. Gene Ontology annotation, molecular function: protein binding. NCBI's taxonomy places the organism in Eukaryota, Fungi, Ascomycota, Sordariomycetes, Hypocreales, Bionectriaceae. The transcript has a single exon. Gene Ontology annotation, biological process: negative regulation of RNA catabolic process; regulatory ncRNA-mediated post-transcriptional gene silencing. Gene Ontology annotation, cellular component: catalytic step 2 spliceosome. The coding region runs from base 1 to 3411 and encodes 1136 amino acids.